Molecule: messenger RNA, 1382 nt
Organism: Ornithodoros turicata
Lineage: Eukaryota; Metazoa; Arthropoda; Arachnida; Ixodida; Argasidae
Exons: 9
Coding region: 75-1313 (412 amino acids)
Source: RefSeq, a predicted model, not a curated record
GAAGAUGACCACGUAUACCGAAGUUUGAAUGUCACUGAGGACGUUGGCCGGUUUGCACCGUGUGACUGUUAGCCAUGUCCAGACCCUGCCUCUUGUAUGUCACCAGCGGCUGCUUUUGCUGGAACUGUGCCUGCGCCGUUGUCUACGGUACCGGAUAUAACAUGGGUGGAUAUCUGAUAAGAAAGAAUGAACCAUCCAGUUUCAUAUUCGAUAUGGUGUACAUCGUGGAAAGUGCUACGAAUGCCACCACUGACCUCCUAUUGUUCGCGGCCAUUUCAUGCAAGAAAGAUUCAUUAGUCAUCAAAGAUAGGUGCCAAUGGGAUACUAGCACACUUCUGGUGUUGUUCAUCACUUGGAAUGCUUUCGCCGCUUGCUUGCAUUACGUCAACGCAUGCGUGGAAGCUGUGACGCUCGACAUCCGUUUACGUAAAGACGUUACAGCAUUGGAUCCCGUUGCCAGUUUGAAUGGAACUGCUUAUCCCAACAGCACCAUCGCAGCACCCGAAGAAGGGGUGCGGUUAUUUGCGCACCUUAUCCUCUUCUACACAGUCCUCGCCAUCUUUAAGAUAACAAUCCUCUACUUCGUCUACUACAAGUACUUGGUCUUCAUUCGUGACGACACGUACGACGUGGCCUACAUCCCUUCUAGCGAGCGCUCCAGCAGACAGGACUUCGGACCACCUCCGUGGGAAUGGACGACGCUUGCGUCGCGACCCUCCAGCCUGGCUGCGUCGUCUUGUCAGCCGCCGAGACGGCAUCGGAUCAAGGAGGUUCCCGAGGAGAUCCGCGAAGAGUCCAACCUGGCCAGCAGCACAUCCGCACAGUACAGCGCGGCCAACCAGUGGUGGCAAAAGCGCGGUGACCUGGACAGCAGCGCUGAUUUCGGAUCCCCGCUUAUCGCGAUUCCAGCGCGGAUGCCAUCUACGUUCGCAGUCCACGGGGUCUCUGGCCAACACACCAGGGAAGACUACGCUUCGAGCUUCGAGGCUCUUCAACAGGAAUCCUUCGGCAGCCGCCGUGCAAGUAAACUGGGAAGCGAUACCGAUAUUCGGCUCAAGAUAAUACAAGAAAGCUGGUCCAGACGCACAAUGAGAGAUUCUUCGCUAGGGUCGGAAGCAGCCACGGAAAAGAAAGAAGUUCUGAAGAAAGAAUUGUUCGCACUACCCGAGACGCUACCCGGCGGAAGUCGUAUUCCGAGCGAGGCUGUGGACACCACGCGGCCUUCCAUCGCCGAUCAAAUGUCCGUGAAGAACAAAGCGAAGGUUAAAAAGAAGCGGCUGGAAGAGACUGAACGCUUUGAAUAUGGGAUGUGAGCCAUAUACGUGUCCUGUUUUACUACGUACCGGAUCAGAAAAAUCGCAAAUAUAUGUCGCUGCCACACA